Molecule: messenger RNA, 505 nt
Organism: Caenorhabditis elegans
Lineage: Eukaryota; Metazoa; Nematoda; Chromadorea; Rhabditida; Rhabditidae
Gene: T16A1.10
Product: Transposase
Exons: 2
Coding region: 66-236 (56 amino acids)
Source: RefSeq, marked reviewed
GCCUACUGAAUGGCUGUCCCUUUUUUUAUUGAUUUUAUGCUUAAUUUCUUCAGAGGUUCUUCAAAAUGAGUGAAAUUUUCACCAUUGAAGAAGUCCUGGAAGCCAUACUCCAGUCAGGAAUGAAGUUGAAAUUGGAAAAGUCGAAGUUCGAACAUACAUCGUAUCGAAAGAUGGAAUACAAACCGAUCCUGAGAAAAUUAAAGCUGUUUCGAAGUUUCCCCAACCGAAGAAUGUGAUGGAUGUUUGUCUUUCUAUCGACGAUUCAUCAAAAACUUUGUGGAUCAACUACGAUCUGAACUGACGAAGAAGGAUGUUAACUACAAGACCAAUCCUGGUGGCACCUGUUUUUGGGAAACCGUUCGUGAUCGAAACAGACGAUUUAUGAUUAGAUUUUGGUGCUGUACUAUCGCAAGCACAGGACGAAAAUGGCAAAGAUCUUCGCGUCGUGGCGUAUCUCUUGUGGCGUAAUAUAAAUUUUCUGUGGUGAAUAAAUUUUGUAAUUGAG